GACGGGAAAAGUUCCCUGGUCACCUCUCGAGCCCCGUUAAGCAGCGUGACAUGGACCGCCACCGCCGAUAUUGCAGCCCCCGAUGCUACAUCGCCGCCGAGCACCUGCCGCGGCACCAUCUGCCCGCAAGUCCCCACAAUGGCGUCCUGGAGCUCCACGCUGCGGACAUCCAUCUUCAGGCUCAGUAGCUCGAAGCUCAGUAGCUCGAAGCAAUUGCUCGUCAAAGUCCGGCAACGCCAGCGGGUGGGACGCGGCCUGGGUCGACCUGGGUAGGGUGUUCACCUGCCCACCCGUCGCCGUGUCCUCGGCCCAAGGUAGCCUCGAUGUCUUCGGGGAACAAGGCAACAGUGCGAGGUACACGAAGCUGUGUGCAAACAAGCACUGGGACGGGCAGUGGACCUCAGGCGAGAACUGCGGGUCGCCGCCUGCCGUCUCAACAUGGGGCGAGAAGAGGCUCAACGCAUUUGCCCGGAACGUAUCGGAUGGGAUGGCGCAUAAAGCGUAGGGCGAGAACGAAGGCCAGCAUUGGGACGGGGAAUGGGCUAGCAUCGGCGGGAAGCUCAAGGGCAGGCCUGCGGUUGUCUCAUGUGUCCCGGGCAGGAUUGAUAUGUUUGGGAUUGGGUCGGAUGACUCGAUGCUUCACAAUGCCUAGAUUGGGAGGGCUUGGGGCGCCGACUAGGUGGACCUUAGAUGGCAAUUAAGGUCCUCACCUAAGGUUGUAAGCUGCAGCUCUAAACAGCUGGAUGUGUUUGCGCUGGGAGCGAAUUACUAUGUCAGACAUAAGCCAUGGCUUGGGAGCAGCUGGCGCAACUGGAUUGAUCUAGGGGUUCCGUUUGAGAG
This is a messenger RNA of Eremomyces bilateralis CBS 781.70, 840 nucleotides long. RefSeq lists its product as uncharacterized. Bases 83 to 505 code for a protein of 140 amino acids. The transcript is spliced from 2 exons. The record is from RefSeq and is a predicted model, not a curated record. Lineage: Eukaryota; Fungi; Ascomycota; Dothideomycetes; Eremomycetales; Eremomycetaceae.